Molecule: messenger RNA, 1466 nt
Organism: Punica granatum (pomegranate)
Lineage: Eukaryota; Viridiplantae; Streptophyta; Magnoliopsida; Myrtales; Lythraceae
Source: RefSeq, a predicted model, not a curated record
AUCUAGCUUCUCUAGAUCUGAUAGAUCAAUUAGAUUCUCAAUAGCUGGGCAACAUGAAAUUUCUAAUGUCUGCAAUUCUCCCCCCGAGUUUUCAAGCCUUUCAAGUUCCUGUACCUUCACACGACCAUCAGCAUACAGUGUGGUUCGGACAAUUUUAAAGCUUUUGACAGAUCGGGUUAAACUUUAAUUGCUCUACAUCCACUGAUAUCUAACCAUGCCAAUGCCUCCAAUUUAUCAAGUCCACCAAGCCCUUCCAACUUCUCACAGCCAUUACAAAACAGAUACUGCAGAGACACUAAAUUUGACAGGUCAUGUAAUCUAUCAGCAGAUGUUCCAUUAAUAUCCAAAUCCUCUAGCCACACAAACUUCCUUCCAAUACCUUGAAUUUCAAGUAGCUUUUGGCAACAUGUAGCAUACCUCCUCCACUUCGGCAAAUCUGGUGGCUACUCAAGAUUUUCAAGAGUAUGAAAUAUCUAAUGACAUCAGACCUAUUCUAAAUCCCCAAGGCCUUUAAAUCCCACGAGCUCUGGGCAGUACCAUAGCAGUAAACCUGACAAUUUGCUGAUCUCAAAAGGUCCACUCUGCAGACCCAAGGGAAGUUUGGGCAGCUACAGAGAGCAACGUCACCGUCUGAAAGUACCUCGAGCAUAGCAUACCAACUUUAUCCAGCACGACACUAAUAUUUACCCAGAAAUGUACUAACAGAGAAUAUGAACCACCAGUUCUUUUGUUCGCUGCGUUGAUCUUGUCAUUCAGAGAUGUCGGUUUCCUGGUUCCACAACCUUAUCGCGUACCGCACUGACCGUUUAAAGUCAACGACUGUUUGGUUUCACACAGGGAGAGAGAGAGAGAGAGAGUUGAUUCCACUAUAGGCAGAGAACAGAGUUGAGUCUCCAUCUUCCCCUGAAUCUGAUUGAAACUCUUUGGUUUCAGAAGCAAUGGAUGUUGAUGGUGAGAGUAAUGGCUAUCCUUGGUGGGCAUGCCUGUGCUGUGGCUUUUUCUCACUGUUUGCUUCAAGCGAAAGAAGUGCAGGAUCUGCAGCUAUCAGUUCAGAUGAUGCUGUCUCUCGGGACUCUAAUGUCCUAGCUAGACAUUUAUCCGCAUCCCCAGCAGAAUUUGAACCGGGCUAUGAGUAUGAGGUUUUCCUGAGCUUCAGGGGACCGGAUACUCGCAAAGGCUUCACUGAUUUCCUCUACAACGCCCUUGUAGAUGCUGGGAUACGCACCUUUCUGGAUGACGAGGCACUCCUUAAAGGAGAACAAGUCGGGCCUAACCUCCUGGAGGCGAUCAAGCAAUCAAAGGUCUCUGUAUCCAUCUUCUCCAGGGGCUACGCUUCUAGUAAAUGGUGCCUCAAGGAACUGGCCCAGAUGGUGGAAUGUAGGAACUCGGCAGGGCAGAUGAUAAUACCCAUUUUUUAUGAUGUCGCGCCCAAUGAGAUCUGCAUAAAAGAUUGUCGCAGUGAUUAA